AUAAAUAGUUGCCGUGUAUGUGUGUUGACCAAGUCUCCUCCACGUCUCAGUCAAGUGUACACGCUCACUACUAAAUACACUUCUUACUGUGUCUAGGUGUAUCUCAACCAGGGAGUGUAGCAAGAUCAACACCCCCCCUAUCUCUCUCCCUCCCUCUUCUGUCUUCUAAAAGGAUGAGGACCUUGCUGCUGGUGGCGAUGACGGUGGCGGUGGUGGUGGCAGGCGGGGAAGUCCAGGAAGAGAGCCACUCAAGAUACAAGCGGCAGUCAGGAAGACGCCAGAACUUCGGCUCUCACGGUAGGCCGGGUCGCGGUCGACCAUUUGGCUCUAGCCCCCAGAAGUUCGUCAGAGAUCCCAUCACAGGUCAGUAUGUACCGGAUGUUGACAGAGACAGUUUUGGUAACCCUGUGGGCAACUUCCCUGCCACUGGCUUCCCUGGUGCCAACGUAGGAGGCUUCCAUGGUGGCCAGCAUCCAGGAGGAGGCUUCCAUGGUGGCCAGCAUCCAGGAGGAGGCUUCCAUGGUGGCCAGCGUCCAGGAGGAGGUUUCCAUGGUGGCCAGCGUCCAGGAGGAGGUUUCCACAGUGGUCAAGGAGGUGGAUUCCAUAGUGGCCAAGGAGGUGGAUUCCAGGGAGGCCAAGGAGGUGGAUUCCAUAGUGGCCAAGGAGGUGGAUUCCAUAGUGGCCAAGGAGGUGGGUUCCAGGGAGGCCAAGGAGGUGGAUUCCAAGGAGGCCAAGGAGGUGGAUUCCAAGGAGGCAACUUACCCACAACAGGUUCACUCUUUGAGGUGUUCCAGCAGCUUCCACAACUGGCUCAGCUGCAGCAGGGGGCCGGCAGUACAGCUGGUGGGGGAGCUGGUGGGGGAGCUGGUUUUCCUAAUGUCUCCGAUUAUGCGCGCCUUAACAUCGGGAAUGGCCAGCCGGAUGUACGGUACCAGGAGUGUGUCACCCCAAGACGUCAGUUCGGUCGAUGUCGUCAUCUACAGUACUGCAUCUUGCCGGAGUUCCUCAAUAAUUAUUCGCUGUUUGUGAGAUACGCCUGCGUUAUCCGGAACACGUUUAUUGGCGUAUGCUGCUCACGACACACAGUGGAUCUAGGAACUACACUGGAGCUUUCUACACCUACUCCAACACCUGCGCCUGCCCCUAGAUGUGGUGUAAGUGACCGCACGACCACUAGGAUUGUCGGAGGAGUAGCAACCAGUCCAGGAGAGUUCCCAUGGGUGGUAUCCAUCCUAAGGAGAGAUGCUACUCCAAACCAAUACUGUGCUGGCGUUCUUAUCUCCAACAGACACGUCCUGACUGUUGCCCACUGCCUCGCCGGGUUCGACUUCAGGCAUAUCUGGGCGAGAGUCGGCGAGCAUGACUUUGACAGGGAAGGAGACACACCCAGUACCAAUGUGAGGAUCGCUGACUUCCGCCUCCACAAGGACUUCAACCCGAGGGACUUCAACAACGACAUCGCUAUCUUAGUGUUGGAGCAACCAGUCAUAUACAAUGACUUCGUGAUCCCCAUAUGUCUCCCACCUUCCAGUCAACAGUUUACGGGAGAUACUGUUACUGUAGCGGGUUGGGGCGCCGUCAAGCACGAAGGUCCGGUGUCGUCUGUGUUAAGGAAAGUCAGUCUACCUGUCUGGACCAACACUGAUUGCGAUGAAGCUUACGACCAACCUAUAAGGGAUUCAAUGAUCUGUGCUGGCUUCCCUGGGGGGGGUCGUGAUGCUUGCCAGGAUGACAGCGGAGGCCCCAUGAUGGUACAGGUGAACGGCACGUGGACUAUUGUGGGUCUGGUGUCCUUCGGAGUCAAGUGUGCCGAGCCAGGGAUUCCCGGAGUCUAUACCAGAGUCAACUACUUCCUCGACUGGAUCAGUGAUAACAUCUGAAUAAUAUCUCCACUGACUGAUGCCACUACCACACAACAGCAGGAGGAGGAGGAAGGAGUAGGAAGAGUAGGGGAGGAAGAUGACGAGGUGGAGUAGUGGAGG
Homarus americanus (American lobster) is the source of this 1982-nucleotide messenger RNA. RefSeq names its product proclotting enzyme-like. The record is from RefSeq and is a predicted model, not a curated record. The coding region runs from base 174 to 1880 and encodes 568 amino acids. Lineage: Eukaryota; Metazoa; Arthropoda; Malacostraca; Decapoda; Nephropidae. Gene Ontology annotation, molecular function: serine-type endopeptidase activity. Gene Ontology annotation, biological process: proteolysis. The transcript has 11 exons.